Molecule: messenger RNA, 2527 nt
Organism: Chrysoperla carnea
Lineage: Eukaryota; Metazoa; Arthropoda; Insecta; Neuroptera; Chrysopidae
Gene: Gen
Product: flap endonuclease GEN
Exons: 9
Coding region: 422-2527 (701 amino acids)
Molecular function (GO): four-way junction DNA binding; 5'-flap endonuclease activity
Source: RefSeq, a predicted model, not a curated record
AAUAUGUUUAAUAAAUACGCAUGGUAUAAAAAUAAGUUUAUAAAUAAAAUCUAAGGAAGUAAGAGCGAAUGUUACGACGAACUAGUUCGCACAGUCCAUCGAAAAGAAUGCUCUUGGAACUAGUUUGUUCGCGAACUACACAAACCCUAUAUUUUGCAUAAGUACCAUCUCAAGGUAACGGGUAUUGAGUGUUACCUCUAGUAAGGGCAGAGUUCAGAAACCGAUAUAUUCUCUGGCAGAGUCUAUAUCAGUAAAGUAAAGGACUAGAAUCUAAGUGGGUUUUCUCUCUAACCUCCUUAAGGUUAAGUAGGUGUAGCGCCGGCGCAUUAUUUGACAGUUAAUUCAAACGUUUUUGAAAGUUAUGAAACUUCAAAAACUUGUAAAGUUGUUUACGAAAUGUUUUGAAAUGAAAUAAUAUAAAAUGGGGGUGAAGGAAUUAUGGAGUUUAUUAACACCCUUUUGCGAGAAGAAACCUUUAUAUGAAUUAGAAGGUAAAACAAUUGCAAUUGAUCUAGCUUGUUGGGUUUGUGAAGCUUUAACGGUUGUCGAAUAUAACGUACAACCACGAUUUUAUGUACGGAAUCUAUAUUUUCGAACUCAUCAUCUAUUAUUGCUUGGAGUUCAUCCGGUAUUUGUUCUCGAUGGAAAAGCACCAACAUUAAAAUAUGAUACAAUCGCAGCACGAAAUGAAAUUCAAUUUAAAGGAGCACGACCUCGUAAACCAAAUGCAAAUAAAGUGGCAAAAGAUCCAAAGGAUCGUUCACGGUUUAAUUCAGUUUUAAAAAAAUGUGAAGAAUUAUUUAAUAUUAUGGGAAUAAAAUGUGUCCAUGGUUGGGGCGAAGCAGAAGCGAUGUGUGCAUAUUUGAAUGAAGAUAAAUUUGUAGAUGGUUGUAUAACUCAAGACUCAGAUUGUUUUGUAUAUGGAGCUCAAAUUGUAUUUAGGAAUUUUUCUUUAUCUCAACAAGGUGCUACUGCUAAUAAAGGAGGUUCUGUUGAUGUUUAUGAUAUUCGAAAAGUCCCAAAUUUGGGUAGAAAUAAAAUGGUUGCACUUGCCUUAUUAUGUGGCUGUGAUUAUAAUGCAGGCGGUGUAAAUGGAAUCGGCCGUGAUUCAACAAUGAAGUUUUUAAAUUGUUUUGGAGAUGAUGUUAUUUUAGAUCGUAUUAAAAGUUGGAAAACUGACACAGAAAAAUUUCGUCAAAUAGAACGAGAAAUUAAUUCACCAGAUAUUUGUACGGCUUGUGGACAUGCUGGUAAAGUUCAAAAACAUACGAGAAAUGGUUGUUUAGAAUGUAAAACUCCUAGAGGCUGUGAUUCUUCGACUUAUAAAGAAAAGCGAUUAUUAAUGAAAAAUGAGUUAAAUAUACGAUCCAAGGCAUUACUGGACGAUAAUUUCCCGAAUCAAGAAUUGAUAGAUGAGUUUUUAAUUCGUAAAGGUGAAAUGCCAACUUCAUUAGAUUUAUCAUGGCGACAACCGAACCUUGUAUCUUUUGUUAAAUAUGUCGGGAAAAUGAUCGAUUGGCCAGAAAUAUACGCAAUCGAAAAAUUCUUACCAUUGCUAACACGAUGGCAAUUAUUAAAUUAUGAAUAUGUAAAAAAUAAUGCGCGAAAUUUAAAAGGAGUUUUAUUUCCUGAUUUUAUUACCAAAAAAUGUAGACCUAAAGGAAUUGUAAGUUACGAAAUUGUUUGGAAAGAUAAAGAUAAUUAUUUUCAAGAUUUAAUACCGGACCAUCAAAUCAAAGAAUGGAUGGAACAUAAUAAAGAAGAGAAUACUCAAAAAAUUUGGUCUACAGUUGAACCAGAAAAUUGGGUGGUAAAAGCUUAUCCAGAAUUAGUACAAACGUUUUUAGAUUCAAAAAUAAAGAAGAAAAAGAAGCCAGAAAAAAGAAAAAAGGUUAAAGCAUCGGAUAUCGAUGAAUUAAAUGAUUCAUUGAACCAUUUAUGUGUUUCAAAAAAACCAACAAAAUCUGUAAAAAAAAUAAAUGAGUAUUUUGGAAAGUUGCCACCGAACAACGAUAAUGAAAAUCCUAUCACAGAAAUGAUUGAUGAAUUAAAUACUUCAUUAGGUCAACUCUGUGUUUCAAAAAAACCAUCAAAAUCUGUGAAAACUAAAAAAUCUUUGAGAAAGUCAUUAUUAAAAAAUAAUCUUGAAAAUAAUAUUCCAGAUAAGGAAAAUCUUGUUCCAAGUGAAGUAAAUCAUAUUCAAGAAUCCAUUGAUGAAUUAAAUGACUCACUGAGUCAGUUAUGUGUUUCAAACGAACCAAAAAAACCGACAAAACAAAUUGGAAAGUUUAAGUUUGUAAAAAGUAUUCCGGUUUGUGAAAAACCUAUUUUAGAGUCGAGAAACUCUGAAAAUGUUGAUAAUCAACAUGAAAAUGACGAUAAGACUGAAAAGUAUUGUAAAAGUUUAGAUUUAAAUUGUUCAAAUCUUUCAAAUUUUGAUGAAGACUCUGAAUUGAAUCUUUCUGAAAUUGUUGAAUCUAUUGUUAAUAAAGGAAGUUUAAAUUUGCUACAGCUUUAUAAAGCAUGA